Rattus norvegicus (Norway rat) is the source of this 3205-nucleotide messenger RNA. RefSeq names its product beta-1,4-N-acetyl-galactosaminyl transferase 1 (gene B4galnt1). The record is from RefSeq and is a predicted model, not a curated record. NCBI's taxonomy places the organism in Eukaryota, Metazoa, Chordata, Mammalia, Rodentia, Muridae. Gene Ontology annotation, molecular function: acetylgalactosaminyltransferase activity; hexosyltransferase activity; (N-acetylneuraminyl)-galactosylglucosylceramide N-acetylgalactosaminyltransferase activity. Gene Ontology annotation, biological process: carbohydrate derivative biosynthetic process. Gene Ontology annotation, cellular component: Golgi membrane.
CCAUCUAACUAGUAUCGACGGUUUCUCCUCAAGUCUGUACCAAGAAGCAGUUAGGGGAAGUAGGCCAUUGAGUAACGGCUUGCCUAGGUUGAUCGCUGGAAUUCGGAGCCGAGGGAUCAGAGGGAGGCGGCCGUCUUUGUUGCUCGUUAGGCAGUGUUUAUCUCAAGGGCUGGCUGGUUUUCUUUACCUCAUCUCCAUCCAAGUGUUUCUCGAAACGAGGUUAGACCGCACACUGUACCCAAUCGCCCUUCCUGGGGCUACACAGUGAACGAAUGGGGAAAUGGCAGGGACCGGGAAUCGGCUUCUGAGACAGGGAGGUUUGGGGACGAAGGGAUGUGAAGAGGACCAUCCUGGGAGGCUCCUUGCUUGAGCAAUCUUCUCCGCGCCCGCCAGAAGGCGCCGCGGCGCUCCCCAUCCCCGCUCAGAGCCCGAGCCUUUGCGGCAGCCAGCCCGGGAGCGGCGCUGCGGUGUGAGAGCCGGGCGGAGGCCUGAGCGCGACGCGGUGCCAGGGCUCCCCAGCUUUGUCGCUGGGGCUGGGGCGCGGCGGAUUUACGAUUCAGUUCACCCCGGCAGGAAACAUUCAGAACCACCCCCGCGCUGCGGUCUACAAAGCCCCGGAGUUCGCAGGCGGGAGGAGUCGGAUCCCCGACACUGUCGGGCUCCCGCCCAGCUCCCGCAUCAGGCCGUCGCCGGCCUCAUGAGGAACCCCCGGCUCGGGCGGAGAACCGGGCAGUGCCCGGACCGCGAUCCUGCCGCGGUCUUAGAACGUUAGACAGGUCAGUGCGCUGGCGCGCCCGGCGGCCGAGGUGUGGGCAGAAGCGGCGUCCGCCGGGCCCCGCGCAUCGUGCCCGUGGCGCACCGAGGCCACCUGAGGGUCACCGAGGCCGGGCACCCGCGGGCGCCGUGCCUUUGCUGACCCGCCAGGUGCAGUACAGCCGCCCCUCCGCAGCACCCUGGCCCGGCUGCUGCCCGUGGGGUGGGGGUGGGGUCCCCGAGGGCCGCGCACCCCUAGAUGCUGCAUGUCACCACGCCAAACCUUGGGUGAAUGCGGAAGCCCAGAGGCGAGAGAGAGAGAGGCGGAAGAAAGGAGGCCGGGAGACCUUUGGGGAUGCGGCUGGACCGCCGGGCCCUCUAUGCGCUAGUUCUGCUGCUUGCCUGCGCCUCGCUGGGUCUCCUGUACGCCAGCACCCGAGACGCGCCAGGUCUCCCGAACCCUCUGGCAUUGUGGUCACCCCCACAAGGUCCCCCGAGGCUCGAUCUGCUAGACCUUGCCACUGAGCCUCGCUACGCACACAUCCCAGUCAGGAUCAAGGAGCAAGUGGUGGGGCUGCUGGCUCAGAACAAUUGCAGUUGUGAGUCCAGCGGAGGACGCUUUGCCUUGCCGUUCCUGAGGCAGGUCCGGGCGAUUGACUUCACUAAAGCCUUUGACGCCGAGGAGCUGAGGGCUGUUUCUAUCUCCAGAGAGCAGGAAUACCAGGCCUUCCUUGCAAGGAGCCGGUCCCUGGCUGACCAGCUGCUGAUAGCCCCUGCCAACUCCCCCUUACAGUAUCCCCUGCAGGGUGUGGAGGUUCAGCCCCUCAGGAGCAUCCUGGUGCCAGGGCUAAGUCUGCAGGAAGCUUCUGUUCAGGAAAUAUAUCAGGUGAACCUGAUUGCUUCCCUUGGCACCUGGGAUGUGGCAGGGGAAGUAACAGGGGUGACUCUCACUGGAGAGGGGCAGUCGGACCUCACCCUUGCCAGCCCAAUUCUGGAUAAACUCAACCGACAGCUGCAACUGGUGACUUACAGCAGCCGGAGCUACCAAGCCAACACAGCAGACACAGUCCGGUUCUCCACCAAGGGACAUGAAGUGGCCUUCACCAUCCUCAUAAGACAUCCUCCCAACCCCCGGCUGUACCCACCAUCAUCCCUACCCCAAGGAGCCCAGUACAACAUCAGUGCUCUGGUUACCGUUGCCACCAAGACCUUUCUUCGUUAUGAUCGGCUACGGGCACUCAUUGCCAGCAUCAGACGCUUUUACCCUACGGUCACCAUAGUAAUCGCUGACGACAGCGACAAACCGGAGCGAAUUAGCGACCCCCAUGUGGAGCACUAUUUCAUGCCCUUCGGCAAGGGUUGGUUUGCAGGUCGGAACCUGGCGGUGUCCCAAGUAACCACCAAAUACGUGCUGUGGGUGGACGACGACUUUGUCUUCACGGCGCGCACGCGGCUGGAGAAGCUUGUGGAUGUCCUGGAGAGGACGCCCCUGGACUUGGUUGGGGGCGCGGUGCGGGAGAUCUCGGGCUACGCUACCACCUACCGACAGCUGCUAAGUGUGGAGCCGGGCGCCCCAGGCUUUGGGAACUGCCUCCGGCAAAAGCAGGGCUUCCACCACGAGCUCGCUGGCUUUCCAAACUGCGUGGUCACCGACGGCGUAGUCAACUUCUUCCUGGCGCGCACAGAUAAAGUGCGCCAGGUGGGCUUUGACCCACGCCUCAACCGGGUGGCUCAUCUGGAAUUCUUCCUGGAUGGUCUUGGUUCCCUUCGAGUUGGCUCCUGCUCUGAUGUUGUUGUGGAUCAUGCGUCAAAGGUGAAGCUGCCUUGGACAUCAAAGGAUCCAGGGGCUGAACUUUAUGCCCGUUACCGUUACCCGGGAUCACUGGACCAAAGUCAGGUGGCCAAACAUCGACUGCUCUUCUUCAAACACCGGCUACAGUGCAUGACCGCCGAGUAACGUCUGAUUUGGGCCUUCACACUGUCAGGCUGGGCCUGCCUCCUCCCUGCCAGGAAUUUCCAGCAACCACCCCCCCCCAAUCCCUGAGCACCCCACUGAUGAACACCCUGGCUUCCCGACCCUCUCCACCAAUCUGAUUCCUAACAGGGGCUUGUCCUGGUGACACCCUUCCUUUCUGUGAGUGACCAGAGGCCAGAUGGAGCCAUAUCCUCCCCCACAGCCAGUGCCAAGUCCUCCCCAACCCCACUCCUAUGGGGCAGGAAAUGGGGAGGUUCACUUUCCAAGUGCCAAAGAGCCCAGACGGACUCUAAGACCCUCAAGUGGAAACACUCUCACCUCCUGAGGUGGGCAGGGAAACUCCCAAUUUGCAACCCCAGGGACAUGCACCCCACCCCAGCUCUGGAUCCAGCACCAUGUGUCCCGGCUCCAACAUACCCCUACAGAAAGCACUGUGACUGUAGUUCUGUGGGGCUGGUGAACACACGGUGGAAGCCA